AUGGUUCGCUGUUACGCGCAAUUCCUGGUCUUAAUCCCAGCGAGCACCGCAACACUGCUAUUCUCGCAGCAAACGCUUGAUGGAAAUAACAUCCUCAAACACAAUGGCGCAUUGGGACCGUAUGUGGACCGCACCAACUACGGGAUCAAUCGCGACCCUCCGGCAGGCUGUUCAGUUGACCAGGUGGUCAUGAUCAAACGCCACGGGGAGCGAUACCCUCUCGCAAGCGAAGGACAAAAGAUAGAAAAGGCCCUGCGAAAGGUCAAGAAGGCUGUUCUGGACGAGCCUCACGCCGAUGGUGAUCUGAACUUUGUCAAGAAUUGGACUUACUUCGUCCCUUCCAUUUGCUACUAUGACAAGGAAACCACCACUGGACCGUACAACGGUCUUCAGGACGCCUAUAAGCACGGCAUGGACGCGCGCAAUCGAUACGGCCACCUCUGGGACGAAGAGACGAUUGUGCCUCUGUUCGCUAGUGACACCGGCCGUGUCGUGGACACGGCUCGAAUGUUCGGGGAGGGGUUCUUCGGUGCUGACGAGUAUAAGACGAAAGCGGCUAUCAAUAUCAUCUCCGAAUCGGCUCGUUCAGGGCGCGAAUGCCCUAUCGCGUACAUGUCAUGCUCGCGACCACCCUGCGCAGCGCAUAUGCGAUGCAUGGCCGCAGUCAUUGCCCCAGCUUGA
Molecule: messenger RNA, 681 nt
Organism: Aspergillus viridinutans
Lineage: Eukaryota; Fungi; Ascomycota; Eurotiomycetes; Eurotiales; Aspergillaceae
Product: acid phosphatase pho5
Exons: 1
Coding region: 1-681 (226 amino acids)
Cellular component (GO): fungal-type cell wall
Molecular function (GO): acid phosphatase activity
Source: RefSeq, a predicted model, not a curated record